Oncorhynchus gorbuscha (pink salmon) is the source of this 678-nucleotide messenger RNA. RefSeq names its product dermorphin-1-like. Lineage: Eukaryota; Metazoa; Chordata; Actinopteri; Salmoniformes; Salmonidae. The transcript has a single exon. The coding region runs from base 1 to 678 and encodes 225 amino acids. The record is from RefSeq and is a predicted model, not a curated record.
AUGGGCAUACGGAAUCGAAGAUGGGCAUACGGAAUCGAAGAUGGGCAUACGGAAUCGAAGAUGGGCAUACGGAAUCGAAGAUGGGCAUACGGAAUCGAAGAUGGACAUACGGAAUCGAAGAUGGACAUACGGAAUCGAAGAUGGGCAUACGGAAUCGAAGAUGGGCAUACGGAAUCGAAGAUGGGCACGGCAUACGGAAUCGAAGAUGGACAUACGGAAUUGAAGAUGGGCAUACGGAAUCGAAGAUGGGCAUACGGAAUCGAAGAUGGGCACGGCAUACGGAAUCGAAGAUGGGCAUACGGAAUCGAAGAUGGGCAUACGGAAUCGAAGAUGGGCAUACGGAAUCGAAGAUGGGCAUACGGAAUCGAAGAUGGACAUACGGAAUCGAAGAUGGGCAUACGGAAUCGAAGAUGGACAUACGGAAUCGAAGAUGGGCAUACGGAAUCGAAGAUGGGCAUACGGAAUCGAAGAUGGGCAUACGGAAUCGAAGAUGGGCACGGCAUACGGAAUCGAAGAUGGGCAUACGGAAUUGAAGAUGGGCAUACGGAAUCGAAGAUGGGCAUACGGAAUCGAAGAUGGGCAUACGGAAUUGAAGAUGGGCAUACGGAAUCGAAGAUGGGCACGGCAUACGGAAUCGAAGAUGGGCAUACGGAAUCGAAGAUGGGCAUACGGAAUUGA